AUGGCUGCUCCCUCAAUUGAACUCACUGCGCCAAACGGCAGAAAAUGGAACCAGCCUACUGGACUAUUCAUUAACAACGAGUUUGUUGCGUCAUCCAGCGGCGAGACGAUUGCAUCCAUCGACCCAGCCACCGAAGAAACUAUCACAAGGGUUCAGGCCGCUGGCGCUGAGGAUGUGGACAAAGCUGUCAAGGCUGCAAAGGCCGCGCUGAAAGAUCCCUCUUGGAAACAGCUCUCGGCUUCUGAUCGUGGCCGUUUGAUGACUCGUCUCGCCGACUUGAUCGAGGCCAAAAAGGAAGUUUUUGCGACAAUUGACGCAUGGGACAAUGGGAAAACGUACCAAGAAGCGUUGGACGUUGAUCUGCUUGAGGCCGUAGCCGUGAUACGGUACUAUGCUGGGUGGGCAGACAAGCAGUACGGUCAAACGAUCAGCACAACGCAUCAGAAGUUUGCCUACACUCUUCGUCAGCCCAUCGGAGUCGUUGGUCAAAUCAUUCCGUGGAACUAUCCUCUUUCGAUGGCCACCUGGAAGCUGGGGCCUGCACUUGCUUGCGGCAACACGGUGGUGCUCAAAGCGGCGGAACAGACGCCGCUAAGCAUACUUGUUCUCGGAGAGCUUAUCAAAGAGGCCGGAUUCCCGCCCGGAGUUGUGAAUUUCGUCAACGGGUACGGAAGAGAUGCCGGGGCUGCCCUGGUGAACCACCCCUUGGUCGACAAGAUUGCCUUCACAGGCUCGACAGCGACGGCCGCAAAUAUCAUGGCGUCUGCAGCCAAGACACUAAAGAAUAUUACUCUCGAAACCGGAGGCAAAUCGCCACUCGUCGUCUUCAGCGAUGCCGAUAUGGAUCAAGCCGUCAAAUGGUCUCACCUGGGCAUCAUGUCCAAUCAAGGCCAAAUCUGCACCGCUACCUCCCGAAUCCUGGUCCAAGACGAGGUGUACGAUGACUUUGUGCAGAGAUUCCUCGAGACUCUCAAGGUUGUCAGCAAAGUGGGCAGCCAAUGGGCAAAGGAUACAUACCAGGGCCCGCAAGUGUCCAAGGCGCAAUACGAUCGAGUCUUGGAGUAUAUCGAAAUCGGCAAAAAGGAGGGCGCAACAGUUGCGGCCGGAGGGCACCCUCUAAAUGUUGAUGGCAAGGGCAAGGGCUUCUUUGUCGCUCCGACAGUAUUCACCGAUGUCAAUCCUUCCAUGCGCGUCUACCGAGAAGAAAUAUUUGGACCUGUCGUUGUCAUUCUGAGGUUCAAGACGGAGGAUGAAGCAUUGGAAUUGGCGAACAACACUACGUAUGGCUUAGGUGCCGCCGUCUUCACGACCGACCUCGAACGGGCUCAUCGUAUGGCGGCCGAGAUUGAGUCCGGGAUGGUAUGGAUCAACAGCAGUCAAGACUGUGAUCCGCGGGUGCCUUUCGGAGGCGUCAAGCAGAGCGGUAUCGGCAGGGAGCUUGGAGACGCGGGCCUCGAAGCUUAUUCUCAGAUCAAGUCUGUGCAUAUCAACAUGGGAAAUCGAUUGUAG
Molecule: messenger RNA, 1509 nt
Organism: Trichoderma citrinoviride
Lineage: Eukaryota; Fungi; Ascomycota; Sordariomycetes; Hypocreales; Hypocreaceae
Product: aldehyde dehydrogenase
Exons: 3
Coding region: 1-1509 (502 amino acids)
Molecular function (GO): oxidoreductase activity, acting on the aldehyde or oxo group of donors, NAD or NADP as acceptor
Source: RefSeq, a predicted model, not a curated record